Messenger RNA from Bombus pascuorum, 720 nucleotides. It is a transcript of the gene Srp19, whose product is annotated as signal recognition particle 19 kDa protein. Gene Ontology annotation, molecular function: 7S RNA binding. Lineage: Eukaryota; Metazoa; Arthropoda; Insecta; Hymenoptera; Apidae. Gene Ontology annotation, cellular component: signal recognition particle, endoplasmic reticulum targeting. The record is from RefSeq and is a predicted model, not a curated record. Bases 85 to 549 code for a protein of 154 amino acids. Gene Ontology annotation, biological process: SRP-dependent cotranslational protein targeting to membrane; SRP-dependent cotranslational protein targeting to membrane, signal sequence recognition. The transcript has 2 exons.
UAUUCUUGUUAUUUAGUAUUUUAGACUAAAUAGUUAUUUUAUUUUGUAAAAAUUAGGGUUUGAAUUAAUAUUAUCGAUUAUUCCAUGAAACUAUCGAUAACAUCAAAUAUGGCGCUCGUAUGGAACCCAUCGAAGAAACACAGCGAUCGUGAAAGAUGGAUUUGUAUCUAUCCGGUAUACCUAAAUAGUAAGAGAACUCUAGCAGGAGGUCGAAAACUUCCAAAAGACAAAUGCGUCGAAAAUCCAACAUAUCAAGAAAUCCGUGAUGUUUUGGUAGCAGCUGGUUUCAAUGUGGGAGUAGAAAACAAACGACAUCCACGAGAACGUAGCAAAGAAUUAUUAUUUCGCGGACGUAUUCGCGUACAACUCAAAAAUGACGAUGGUACUCCUGUGAAAUCAGAAUUCCCCACUAGAGAUUCGAUUUUGGCAUAUGUGGGCAUGACCAUUCCAAAGUUAAAAACUCGACAAGGAAAGCAAUCCGGUGGUGAACAAUCUUCUCAGCCGUCAAGUUCAUCGUCAAAGAAAGGAAAAGGAAAGGGGAGAAGAUGAUAAAGAUAUAUAAUAUCACUAGAACAUAAAAAUAUUUGUUACUUAUAUAUAUUUUUGUGUUGAAAUGAGAAUUAUUCUCAUGUACAAAAAUAUUAUAUUACAACUUGUACAAACCUUUUAAAGGGAAUUUUAAAUUGAAUUCAUUCAUACAUACAAAUAUCUUAAAACUUU